UAGAUUAGCUGCUAACCCUUGGUCCGAAAACAGUUUUAGAUCCCAUUAAAAAGACGCCUCCUAGAAUAUAGCGGCAAUACUGUAUGUUUUUUUUCUCCGCCGCUGGCGUUGGAAUUAAUAACCAAAAGCCAUUUACCAACAGAAAGUGCAAACGUUUGCGUGAAGAGGCAGUGUUACACUUUAUUAACGGUACACUGGAUAGACGCGGCUAAUUAGCUAGCAUUAGUUUGCUUCUUUGGAGGCUAGUAAGAUGUCGUACAGGAAAAGUUUUAGACUUCUUUGCGGGUUCGCUGGCGGCUCCGCCGUGUUGGUGUUCGCGGCUGCUGCCGCCGACUCCCGCGGAUACUUCGCGGAGCGGCGCAGGGACCCCGGUCAGCGUCAGCGGUCGAGACUCCCCGUCCUUGAAGCUGCGCAGCCGGCGUGGACACCUGGCACCCACACACCAGCCCCGUCCGGACCCGCCUGGGACUUCAACUGGGACAAGAGGGACCCAUCUGCUCUGACCAAUGGGAAGAAGAAAGAGAGCGUGACGGAAGACCCCAGCUCCGAGCAGGACAACGCUAAGCCAAAAGCCACACGCAACAUCCUCCUCAUCAGACACUCCCAGUACAACCUGAGCGGGAGCAGCGACAAGGAGAGGAUCCUCACGCCAUUAGGUCGCGAGCAGGCCGAGCUGACGGGCCAGAGGCUGGCAGCGCUGGGAUUGAAGUAUGACGUUCUGAUCCACUCCAGCAUGGCCAGAGCCACAGAGACUGCAAACAUUAUCAGCAAGCACCUCCCAGGUCCAGGAGUGGAGCUGGUGAGCUGUGAUUUGCUGAGGGAGGGCGCACCCAUUGAACCAGUCCCACCGGUCACUCACUGGAAGCCUGAUUCUGUGCAGUACCACGAAGAUGGAGCUCGCAUUGAGGCAGCCUUCCGCCGCUACAUCCACCGGGCUGACCCCAAGCAGAAGGAGGACAGCUAUGAGAUCAUCGUGUGUCAUGCCAAUGUCAUCCGCUAUUUUGUCUGCAGGGCUCUGCAGUUUCCUCCUGAGGGCUGGUUACGCAUGGGCUUGAAUAACGGCAGCAUUACCUGGCUCACCAUCCGACCCAGCGGCAGGGUGGCCCUCAGAACUCUGGGAGACGCGGGAUUCAUGCCCCCGGACAAGCUAACGCGGACCUGAUGACCUGAUACACGCCAUGUUUCUUGGACGAAGGGUUAAAGCUCUCUUUUCUCCUUAAGUGUCUUGAAAAUUACUUUUGAUGUUAUUGUUUUGUAACUGGACUACCAUCAUGUAAUCAGAGGCAGGUGUUGUUGUGAUUACUUCGUGCCAUAGAACGCCAGCAGAAGUGAUUAACAGCUGCAUAGCAACUCCUUUUGAAUGUAUCUGAGGAUUUUUACACGUGACAGAUUUUUAAACCAAAAAAAAAAGCAAAAAAGUAUUUGUAUGGCUAUUGUACAUGCUGUUAAGUUCAUGUGGCAUUCUUUUCAAUGAAGUCACUGUUGUAUGGUGCAAUUGUCGUAAAUAAAAUCGUGAAUGCUGCA
This is a messenger RNA of Mugil cephalus (flathead mullet), 1524 nucleotides long. RefSeq names its product PGAM family member 5, serine/threonine protein phosphatase, mitochondrial (gene pgam5). The record is from RefSeq and is a predicted model, not a curated record. The coding region runs from base 251 to 1162 and encodes 303 amino acids. Gene Ontology annotation, cellular component: mitochondrion. NCBI's taxonomy places the organism in Eukaryota, Metazoa, Chordata, Actinopteri, Mugiliformes, Mugilidae. The transcript is spliced from 6 exons. Gene Ontology annotation, biological process: positive regulation of mitochondrial fission.